Numida meleagris (helmeted guineafowl) is the source of this 2676-nucleotide messenger RNA. RefSeq lists its product as uncharacterized. The record is from RefSeq and is a predicted model, not a curated record. The transcript has 4 exons. The coding region runs from base 1 to 1074 and encodes 357 amino acids. NCBI's taxonomy places the organism in Eukaryota, Metazoa, Chordata, Aves, Galliformes, Numididae.
AUGUGGGGUGGCAAUGCGGAAUCGGGCUCCUGGUCAGAGCCCCGGGAACAGGCCCGGCCUUCCAACGUGCGAGGCUGGGGCCGGAGGGGGCUCCGGGCCGGGACCGCCGCGGCCGCCAGGUGGCAGCGCUGCCCCGGCGGAGCGGAGCGGGCAGGGCCCGGCGGCCGGGAGAGCCCCAGGCAUGCCCGGCUGCCUCGUUUCUUGUCCGUCCUUCCGCGGGAUGAACGGCCGUCCUCUGAUAAACACACGCCUCGCUUUUCUGCUGUUCAACAAGCGUGUGCCGCGAGUUCGUGCCCGUGCGGUCCUUUGAAAUCCUCCGACAGAAGGUGCAGGAAGGUGCAGCAGGCUGCCUGGGGCCAAGCAGGCCCCGCACCCCGCAGGGCGAGCAGAAAAAGCUGCUCCCCAGCUCCUUCCCAGAGACACUCCUCUGUCUUCUUCAGGGGAAAACAAAUUGGGAAGGGAGCAACCGGCACGCGUGCCUCCCUCGCCGCGCAUCCCAGCGAUAACAACAGCUUCAUUAGCGAGCUGACAAAAAACAGCACUGAAAUAUUAAUAGCGAUCAUAGUUCGGGGAGCAGGGAAACGGCAGCUCGCCUCUGCGAGCUUCCCCUUGGAAGGAAGCUUCACGGGCGACGAUAGUGAAGGUGUGAAGGCGGGGGGUGGGGGCUGCCCCGAUGGUCCCCUGCCCGUUCCCCGCCCGUCCCCUGCCCGUGCCGCUGCCUCCCGGCCGGGCCCCACUACCAGCGGCCGGCGGGUGUCGCUGCCGGCCCGCCUGUGUGCCCGGCCGGGCCCGGCCCUGCCGCCGGCGCGGGGCUUUUGGGGAAAGGAGGCGGUUCCAGACCGCGCCGCGGGCACGGGAGGAGUUUCGGAAGUUUGCUGUCAUUUGUUCAUAAACUGUGGAGUUGAUGCUACGGGACGUUAUUCAGGAAAACGGGGCUUGAAGCCACUGACAAUGUGCCUGAAUGGUGCCCUGCGAGGAAUCCAGCAGGCAGACAUCCCUCCGUUUGUCCGUCCGUCCACAGCCGCUCUGUCCGUCUCCGUCCUCGGUGCCAGCUCUGAGCAGGCGGCAGCGUAGCGUGGAGGUGUGCGAUGCCGUCCGACUCGAUCCUGUUUUACUUCUGCGGUGCGGUGGCCGAAUUUUUUUUUUUUUUUUUAAUAGUUUGUUGAUGUUUUCAAAGUCUCUAAACAAAGUCAGAUGUGUUAACAGUCUUAUUAACAAUGUUAAAAUGGAAUUAACAGCUUGUGGAUACCUCGGGAGCACAAUAGCAUGUCAGCCUACCCUGCCCCCUUAUAAAUCGUGUCCCGCUGUCUUUCCUUUGUUUCGGGCCCAAUCAGCAAACCAAAGUUUUGUCGAGGCAGAAGGGCAGCCCGCGCCUUUCUGCGGGGCUGUGGCGGCGGGCCGGCCGAGGGGAGGGUUCCGCUGACCCGCCGGGCUGCAUGACCUCUGCCUUGCCGGUUUGGGGGUUUAAAAGGCUUUUCCCACGUUGUAGUUUACUUUUACGGUCCUCUCGGUGCCGUCACGAAAGCUUUUGUUUACUCGAGAUGUAUUUGGGGUUCAGUUUCUGUUAACCUUCAUCACGCUCCUGGGGCUGCGCUGCUCUUGGGAGGGGUUACCUCUGGAACAGUGCUGUGCCAAAGUGUAGGCAGCCACCACCAGCAGGAUAACCGCGGCCAGGUUUUGAUAUUUCAAGAAUUAUUCGCCUCCGAGAGGGGAAGCUAACAGCAGCACGUGCUGCUCUUCAGUGCGAUUUCGCCAGAAUGGGAUUCUGUGCAAAAGAAAAACUUUUUUACUUCGUGUCCUCCUCUCCCAGGUUUCCCUCCUGCAGCCCUGCUGAAAUCUUAAGAAAUGUCACCCGUCACAUCGCAGUGUUAAAUGUAAAAAGAGCAUUUAAUGAGAUGUAAUUUUUUUCAUGUGGUUAGAGUAACCCAGGGUUAAUUUGCAUAUAAAAUUUAUGUGGACGGAAAGGCAUUCCCCAUAAGAAAAGUGUUUAUAUGUUUUGCUUUAGCUAUGAUAAUGGCAUUUUUGCUCCUUUCAUCCAAGAGUCUCGAAGUAUUUACAAUUCCUGGUAGGGCUGCACACACAGCACCACGAGGCGGGCGGGCGUUCCAUCCCAGCUGUAAGUCACACACUGCGUGCUGCAAGCAGGCUGCACUGUGCCCAAAGAUUGCAGAACAGCAGCAAGCUAAGGAAAGCAAAAGUAGUCCCGUUUAUAGCCAGUGCUACCCCAGCGUCCUUCCCUGCUCUGGCCGCUCCCCACAGCCGCUGGCAAGAGAGCUGGGGGGAUGUGGCACCACGAAAACACCUGCUGGAGGUGCACUUGGAAAUCUAGCUUUAGGAAGUGGGCACGCUUGCUGUCCACAGAGCCCCAUUGUGCUUUUUUCUGUUGUGGCACUUGGAAGCAUCACCACAGCACCCAGCGAGUCUCUCCAAUGUCAUCAUAAACGCACGCUGUCAUCCUUGCUUCCCAUUCUUUAACUCAUCAUUCAGAAAAGUUGGCUUUUGCUGCUGCUGAACAGCUUCUUUCUCAUGGCGCUAUUUUAUCCACUGUUGUUUUUAUGCAUAUCGCUCUCAUUUGUCUGCAUUUGGGGUCAUCUGUGGAUUCGGUUCCAUUGGUUUAUUAGUCUUUAGAGAUAGGAUAAGCCCAUCCAUGAGUUAUUUUUUUCAACUUGAGUUUAC